Messenger RNA from Papilio machaon (common yellow swallowtail), 2451 nucleotides. RefSeq names its product engulfment and cell motility protein 1 (gene Ced-12). Gene Ontology annotation, cellular component: plasma membrane. Lineage: Eukaryota; Metazoa; Arthropoda; Insecta; Lepidoptera; Papilionidae. The transcript has a single exon. The coding region runs from base 102 to 2318 and encodes 738 amino acids. Gene Ontology annotation, biological process: cell motility; actin filament organization. The record is from RefSeq and is a predicted model, not a curated record.
CACUGUCAAAUUGUUCCUUUAGUGGCGUUCUCCUGUUUGUUACAAUUGAAUAUUCCGUGGCAGUGUUCGUGCACAGGAAGUGUUUGUCAAAUGGUGAAUAAAUGUCUGUAAAGCCAAUAAAGAUGCCGUCGGCAACGAAGGACUCGACAAUUCUCAAAAUUGCCGUGGAAAUGCUUAAUGCUCCCGAUAAGGUGCCACAACUAAUCGAAUUCGACCAAAGCCAACCCUUAUCUAGCAUUAUACAGCUGCUUUGUAAGCCGUGGGGCCUGCCCGAGUCUGAUAACUACGCCCUUCAAUUCUCAGAGAGCAACAAUCAAAAUUAUAUCACGGAGAAAAAUCGUAAUGAAAUUAAAAAUGGUUCAGUUCUACGACUAGAGCAAUCUCCAGCUAAGACGGUUCAAGAUAUACUGGCCAAAAUCAAUUCUGGUAAUGAAAAUGACCAAACUACAGCACUGUCGAAACUGUCCACUUUGAGUAGCGACCUGACCUUUGCACUUGAAUUUAUCAACAAAAAAGGUUUGACACUGAUCAUUCACAAUAUUGAAAGUGGUAAGUUUAAAGGUCCCUCCCUUAAGUUUGCCCUCAUUACAUUUGUUGAGUUAAUGGAUCAUGGGAACAUUUCCUGGGAUAUAUUGGAAAAUCAGUUCAUAAAUAAAGUAGCAAGCUUUGUUAGCAACCAAUCAAGUACACAAGAUCCAAAAAUAAUACAGUCAUGUUUAUCAAUACUCGAAAAUAUUGUUUUAAACAGUUCAGGCAAGAAUUUGCAUGUGGAAAAAGAAAUUACAAUACCUAGUCUUAUAUCACAUCUUCAAAACCCAUAUCAAGAUAGUAUUAUCCAACAGAAUGCAAUAGCAUUACUAAAUGCAAUCUUCUCUAAGGCAGAUGUAAACAAAAGAAAAGCUAUUGCAGCCACCUUAUCCUCUAAACAGGUUAGAAAUGUAAUCUAUGAAAACCUCAUUGGAGCCUCAGAAUUCUCAAAGAAUGUUGCAAAAGAAGCUCUAGGCACAGAGUUGGCUCAUCAGUUAUAUGUUCUGCAGUCACUUACACUUGGUCUCUUAGAACCUAAGAUGAGGCAACGGGCUGAUUCACAAGAGCAAGAAUCCCAGGAAAAGAUAAAAGAAUUGAGAAAGAUUGCAUUUGAUAAUGAUAAUAAUUCAUUAGAAGUGACUACAAGACAUCAACUAAAUAACUCUACAAGGGAUUAUAAAAAGCUUGGGUUCAAAUGUGAGAUUGACCCUAUUAAAGAUUUCAAUGAAGUGCCACCUGGUAUUCUAGCCUUAGAUUGUAUGCUUUAUUUUGCAAGAAAUUAUUCCGAGGAUUACCGUAAAAUUGUUCUAGAAAACAGCAGAGCAGUAGAACACGAAUGCCCAUUUGGUAAAACUAGUAUUGAACUAGUUAAGCUUUUGUGUGACAUUUUGCAUAUUUCUGAACCUCCUAGUGAACAAGGACAGACAUAUCAUCCCCUCUUCUUUACACAUGAUCAUCCAUUUGAAGAAUUAUUUUGCAUUUGUAUAGCACUUUUAAAUAAAACUUGGAAGGAGAUGAGAGCUACAUCGGAGGAUUUUAUGAAAGUAUUAAGUGUGGUCCGAGAGCAAAUAAAUCGGGCUUUAUCCGCAUCACCAAAGGGUUUUGAUAAAUUUCGCCAAAGAAUUAAUCAAUUGACAUAUGCUGAAAUCACACAAAUAUGGCAGCAGGAACGAACAAACAGGGAAGUAUGGGAGUCACACGCAAGGCCCAUUGUGGAACUCAAAGAGAAGAUUACACCAGAAAUUAUAGAGCUGAUACAACAGCAAAGGCUUGGUGUUUUAGUUGGUGGUACCAGAUUCAAGAAGUAUUCCUCAAGGGGACAAAGAAUAAAAGACAAAUUCUGGUUUGUUCGUCUAUCACCAAACCACAAAGUAUUACAUUAUGGUGACUGUGAUGAAAAAAGCACCCCAAGUUUAGAAGAACUGGGCAAUAAGUUGGCAGUUUCUGAUAUUAAAUGUGUUGUUAUGGGUAAAGACUGUCCGCAUAUGAAAGACUUGAGAGGUCGAAAGGUGACUCCACAUUUAGCAUUUUCUUUAAUAUUAAAAUCGGCUGAGGAAUCCUUAGACUUUGUAGCACCUGAUGAACAAAUAUUUGACUAUUGGACGGAUGGAAUCAAUGCCUUGUUGAAGGAAAAAAUGACGAGUAGAAGUUUUGAAAAUGAUUUAGAGACUUUAUUGUCUAUGGACAUUAAGGUUCGUCUUCUUGAUGCUGAAGGAAUUGAUAUACCACAGGACCCACCUCAGAUCCCUGAGGAGCCCGACGAUUAUGACUUCUAUUAUGACAAUAAUUAAGUUCAUUUUAUAUUACAACAGUAAUUUGUAUUUUAGUCAGAUAUAUUUUUAGUAAAUUUGAGCUUAUAACGUAAUCAUAUUUUAUAAAGUUUCAAUCACAAGUAUUCCAAGAUAUUAAAAGAUCUCCAUUAUA